Messenger RNA from Monosiga brevicollis MX1, 1795 nucleotides. RefSeq lists its product as uncharacterized. The transcript has a single exon. The record is from RefSeq and is a predicted model, not a curated record. The annotation marks the transcript as partial. Lineage: Eukaryota; Choanoflagellata; Craspedida; Salpingoecidae.
AUGGGCGAGGCGUGCGAGCUGAGCGUGUGUGGGAACGAGCGGGCGAUUGUGCCGGGCUUGUAUGCGACGUACUAUGAGGGAUAUGCGUUUGAUGAGCGGCGGAUAGGGCUGGCGGUGCCGGAGGUGGCGUUUGACCUGGGCAACGGCGGGCCGAGUCCGGACGUGUCUGUGGACGACUUUAGCGCGACGUUUGUGGGGUUUGUGCGGCCAACGACGACGGGCUGGUAUCGGUUUCGGCUGCGGUGUACCAAUGGGGCCUGCGGCAUGUAUCUGAACCAGAGCGCUUAUGCGGACUCUGGCAACGGGCUUUUGCUUGUGGGCGGCGAGUCGGUGCGCGUGAAGCUGGAGUGGCAGCAUACGAGCUACGGCACGACGGCGGUGUUUGAGUGGCAGGGUCCGUAUGAGAGCGCUGCGGUGGCGCAGGGCGCGGACGAGUCGCUGUUUGUGGGAGUACCGUCGCAUGCGCUGUUGCAUGAGGUUGUGUGUACGGGAGGCUGCGGGGGGCGCGGGUGCUGCGUGGCACCGGAGACGUGUGCAUGUGAGCCCGGGUUUGGCGGGCCGGGUUGUGAAGUGGACCUCGAUACGUGUGGGCUAGAUGCUCCGGGUGGCUCUUUGGUGCCCGGGGGCCUCCGAGCGCGCUAUUACGAUGCUCUGCUGGAAGACGCGCUGGUAACGGACGGCUCGGUGGCAUAUGGCGACGCCGGUGUUGUGGCCAGAGUGAGCUUUGACUGGGGCUAUGAUGCACCGGUGAGCAACGUGUCUGGGGACUACUGGACCGGCGUAUACGUGGGGCGACUGGUGUCUGAGCAAACGGGCUGGCAUCGGCUGCGCGUGGACGGAUCUGGGACGGUUGGGCGCCUGUAUGUGGGCGGUGUUCGGCUGUUCUCGUGGAGUGCGGCCUGGACCCAAGCCGUGUAUCUGGUGGGUGGACGAUCGUACGAGGUGCGGCUCGAUGUCCAGGACGAGACGUUUACGGCAGGAGUGACACUGUUCUGGGAGGGCCCGAACUUUAUCGAGCACGUCAUUCCAUCCUCGGCGCUGCUCCACUACGAGAGCGGCUUUGCAUGUGGAUGUGGGGCCAGUGGCUGCAAUGGCGGUGACCGAGGCGUGUGUAACGGUGGACUGUGUGUGUGCUCGGGUGCCUACGUUGGUGCCUCGUGUGAGCACUUUCGGUGCCGAUCGGAUGAGUGCCGUUUUACAGAUGCGUGCCACGACCCAGCCUACGGUAGCCAGGACGCCGAGUGCAACGGACAGGGCCGCUGUGUGGCAGGACUGUGUGAAUGCUAUGACGGGUUUGUGGAUCUGAGCCAAUGCACGCGGACGGGCUGUGCCACGGACGAGGGGUGCUCGGGACAUGGAAGCUGUGGCAGCGACGGGCAGUGCGUGUGCGAGGCCGGAUACAUGGGCGAGGCGUGCGAGCUGAGCGUGUGUGGGAACGAGCGGGCGAUUGUGCCGGGCUUGUAUGCGACGUACUAUGAGGGAUAUGCGUUUGAUGAGCGGCGGAUAGGGCUGGCGGUGCCGGAGGUGGCGUUUGAUCUGGGCAACGGCGGGCCGAGUCCGGACGUGUCUGUGGACGACUUUAGCGCGACGUUUGUGGGGUUUGUGCGGCCAACGACGACGGGCUGGUAUCGGUUUCGGCUGCGGUGUACCAAUGGGGCCUGCGGCAUGUAUCUGAACCAGAGCGCUUAUGCGGACUCUGGCAACGGGCUUUUGCUUGUGGGCGGCGAGUCGGUGCGCGUGAAGCUGGAGUGGCAGCAUACGAGCUACGGCACGACGGCGGUGUUUGAGUGGCAGG